GUGCAUUAUACUACUGUGGAAGAGAGAGCGGCACAGUGUACAGGAGCGUCAGUCUUCAAUAAUCCGUCAUGCUGAACACACGCCACCCUUUCGUUGCUGCGGCGCUUCUCUCCAUCUUCAUUCUCGAUGUUGUUGUCAAAGUGUCAGCCUCGCCGGUAGCGGAGGGUGGUGGCGGCUCCUACAGCAGCACACGACGGAGACCUGACACCUGCAGAAUGCUCAUCCUACUAAGCGUGUCUCGGGGUCCCCUAUGGAUGUAUAAAAGAAAACUGGGCCCCUCUUUAGACAUUGGUAUUUUAAUUAAAAUCCAUUUGCUAAAAUGCAAUGAGCUGGACGAGAACCCACCGCUGGAUGACGACUGGAACUGGCAGUGGGUGACGGAGGAAGGUCAGCCGGGGAACGUUCGCGACUACGAUAAGCUCAUGAUGCUGUUGGAAGAAACGGAGGAGGCUGGAGUGCUGGAAUCUUACUACGACACAAGCUACGGCCAGUACUUCCUCGACAGGUUCCAGGAAGUGUUCCCCGACAACACCCAGCACCGGGAGGGCCUGCUGCAGUUUCUCCACCAGACAGUGAAUACCGAAGAAGGGACAGGCUCCUGGUUGGAUAUGUCCGCCGAGGAUGCCGACCAGUACGAUUUCCAAGGAGAGGACUAUCAGUGGAAGAACGGUUACGACACACUCAUCACGCAUCUCAAGAAGACGAUACCAGACUCCAUCGUGCACCUCUCCAGCCCAGUGACUCAGGUGCAGUGGGAUUCCUCCGAGUUUCCCUCCCAGGCGUUAGUGGUGACCCAGAACGGCAAGUCAUUCUACGCCCGCCACGUCCUUGUCACCGUGCCCUCCGCCUACCUGCAGAAGAAUCAUGCCACUAUGUUCCAGCCUAGCCUCCCCAAUGACUUCCUGCAGAACCUGGAGGCGGUGAAGCUCGGUGUGGCCAACAAGGUACAGAUAGGAUGGGCCGAGCCUUGGUGGGGCAAUGGACUCUACAGCCUCAACAUCCUGUGGAGUCAGUUCAACCUCCCGCCCCACAUGGCGUGGUUGUAUGACGUGGUGAGCACGUUUAGCGUGCACCAGCAGAAGGCAGUGGUGGAGCUCUUCGUCACGGGCGGCAGCUCUAUUUAUAUGGAGGAGCUGAAGGAGGAAGAGGUGAAGGACCACGUCAUGGACCUCAUUACGAAGGCUUCCGGUCAGGACGUGCCGCAGCCUACUUUCUUCAGGAGGACGAGAUGGAGCCGUGACCCUUGGACUCUGGGCUCAUACGCCACCUUCAUCACAGUGGAGGGGAACAGAGCCGGCCUGCACAGCCACAGUCAGCUAGCCAGCCCCAUCAAGAACUCUGCAGGCCACACGGUGUUGCUGUGGGCCGGGGAACACACCCACGACACUCGCUAUGGGACGGUGGACGGGGCCAUGGACACAGGCAACAAGGAGGCCCUCAGGAUACUCAGCCUCAAGUCCUCCUCGCUGUAAGUGGAGGUCUUCAUCCACACGAUCUUCACCUCAUCCUCUUCGCUGUUAACCACCAACGUUCAUCCUCCCCGACUGAAGGCACUCCUUUUCUUUCUGUUUCCCCUUUCACCUUUCCCUUUCUUGUUUCUCGCCUGAAAUACUAACAAUAUUCGCUCUUCUUCAGUCCCCUCUUUUGCCUUCCUUCUCUCUCCUUUCCGUCGGAUUGUCGGUGUGGGAUAGACGAUUGCAGCGAUGAUUGGAUGGCAGUUGUGUCUUAUGAAAUGUUUCUUUUAUUUUCUACAGUUGACGUAUUCAAAGUUUUUUGUGGAAUAAUAAAUAAUGGGUUCGAGUUUGCAUUAAACACUUUAAACACUUUAAACACUUUAUCAUAUUUGUCUUAUGUACAUGGAUUAAAAAAAAAAUAGUUUACCACGACAAAUAGCCCUUUGUAAGCUAUAGAUAGCUUUAUGGGCAAUAAUAUGAAUUUACAGAUACACAAAAAGAUAACUAUUCUGCAUGAAAAGAGAGAGAGAGAGAGAGAGAGAGAGAGAGAGAAAAGGUCCAUUUAUGUUAUAAACACAUUGGGUAAUUACAUAUGUACAUGUACUUAUUUUGUCAUAUAAAAGUAAACUCCUAUCCAAAAUAUAAUUUUUCAUAUCACUCAUAAAAUAACAAUAAAAACAAUACUAAUAGUGAUAAUAAUAAUAAUAAUAAUAAUAAUAAUAAUAAUAAUAAUAAUAAUAAUGAUAAUAAUAAUAAUUGAUAAUAAUAAUACAUAUGAGAUAAAUAUAAUAAUAAUUUUACAUUUAUCAUCAUUAUCAUAAGAUGAAGUAGAAAGAUUAGUAAGAACAUAGUAUAUGUCUUUUAAAUUUUUGCUUAAAGGAUGAUAUGUUGGUUGAUUGUUUGAUAUGAAGUGGUACUUCAUUCCAUAUUUUAGGUCCUAGGUACAGCAAUGAAUGUUUGAAAAGUGUUAGUUUGUGACUGGGUAUUUGCAAUGAAUAUUGGUUACGGGUUUGGUAAUUGUGUAUAAGUUGAGUGUUAUAGUUAUUAGAAUUUAUUGUUUUAUACAUAUAAGAUGCAAUAUUCAGUUUAGAUAAGUCAUCAAGGUUCAAGAUAUUUAGUGUUUUAAAUAAUGGAGGGGUGUGCUCAUUAAAACUAUUGUUGGUCAUUAUCCUGUAAUUUUUUUAUGUAGUAUAUUGAGUUGAUACAAAUGACAUGGGUAAGUAAGGGACCAGAUAAGGUUACAGUAAAUAAGAUGGGGAUAUAUGUGAACAUAAUAUAAACAUUUAAGAAUAAUAAUUGGGGUAAAAUGUCUUACUUUGAGUAGAAGUGGGAUAAUUCUUGAUAUCUUUAAACAUAGGUGGUACUUAAAGUUUAAAUUUCUAUUAAAUGUUAUACUAAGGA
Portunus trituberculatus (swimming crab) is the source of this 2855-nucleotide messenger RNA. RefSeq names its product peroxisomal N(1)-acetyl-spermine/spermidine oxidase-like. The record is from RefSeq and is a predicted model, not a curated record. The coding region runs from base 69 to 1472 and encodes 467 amino acids. The transcript is spliced from 12 exons. Gene Ontology annotation, molecular function: polyamine oxidase activity. Lineage: Eukaryota; Metazoa; Arthropoda; Malacostraca; Decapoda; Portunidae.